Molecule: messenger RNA, 758 nt
Organism: Pseudoliparis swirei
Lineage: Eukaryota; Metazoa; Chordata; Actinopteri; Perciformes; Liparidae
Exons: 4
Coding region: 90-758 (222 amino acids)
Biological process (GO): immune response; cell surface receptor signaling pathway; cellular response to lipopolysaccharide
Cellular component (GO): external side of plasma membrane
Source: RefSeq, a predicted model, not a curated record
GGCGCAACGGGGUAUUUCACCGUGAAUGUUCGCCGUCCUCAGUGAACGGGGUGUGACUCUUGUCCUCCGUCUCCUCUCACAGGGAGCAGAUGAGCUGCAGGAUGCUGCUGCUGCUCUUCAUCUCGCUGCUCUUCAUCCUCCCCUCCUGUGUCUGCGGACCCUUCGUAGUGAACGUGACACAGAGCUCCUAUCAGGCAGAGGAGAACCACAGCGUCACACUGGAAUGGACCUUCACCACCAACACUGAGCGCCCCUCUGACUCCCCGGAUGUCCUCUGUGAACUGUUAGCUGAUAUCAGGCCCUUCAACAUGUUGUAUGUACAAGAUGGAGUCCAGAACCCAAAGUAUCAGGAUGAACACUUUGCAGGACGAGUCCAGUGGGACCAAGACCUCCUCAGAGGAGGACGAGUCAGACUUCAUGUGUCCAGACUCAGGACUUCUGACUCGGGUCGGUACUUAUGUGGCGUGCUCACAAGUUAUGGGAGGAACUCUGAGACGUGUCGGCUCAAUGUCUCUGCAGUGAGAGAUCGACCCGAACCCGAGACAAACGGACCAGAUGGGGGAAGAGAUUCCUCAGGGACAGAAAGUCGCCCACAGCCAGAGAGUCUGGGAUGGAUCGGCCUCUACUGGGAGGAUGUCGACUCUUUUCUGAAGCAGCCGGGCAACGAGACGGCCGACUCGGCUCUGAGGAAGCUGGACGAGCAGUACCAGAAAUAUAAAUACAUGGAGCUCAACCUGUCCCAGAAGAAACUCAGGUAA